GAACCAAAGCAAUCCGUUAAGCUUGCGGCGUUGAGGGGUUUGCCGGAUUGCUGACAAAUCUCAAUGUCUGGACAAGAUUCGCAUUUUUGCUUUCGAUAUCAUUUCGCAUGAUGCUCGAUAGCUCCAAGGCGCUGUAGGUGACGACGGUCUUAGCGUAAUCGACGGUUCGUAGUAUUUGGCUGCGUCGACUGAGCGGCAUGUUCCACAAAGGCGGCGAAGGGCGGCCGAAAGGUUUUGGCUUCGGAAGCUUCGCGGUUUCAUCGAAGAAACCCGAUUCGCAGCUUGGUCGCAGCGCUUUGCAACCAGAAACGACACCUGUGCCCGCUUUGCCGGUUGUUAACCGGCGUGGCUACACUGGCUUGAGCACCAUAACUCAAAACGCUUUGGAUAUCAACUAUGGAAACCUUCGCAAGCGGCCGAAGACCGAAGAAGAGUACUUUGAACAGGAUGAGGAGGAUGGCCGUGGAGGGCAGUUGGCAUAUAUACCUGCCCCUGGAAGCCCUACAUGGGAUGAGCAGCAGCGUCGGGAGAAACAGCAGGAUUCCUCUGAGAGCGAGGAGGACCCUUUAGAUGCUUUCAUGGCUGAUAUUGAGAAAAAACUGAGCAAAGAUAAGAAACCAUCGUUAUCCAAGAACAGCAAGAUGCCUGAAAAGGAAACCAAAUCAAAGGAUGAACUGAAGGGUGUUCGUGAUGACAUAGAAAAUGAAGACGAUGAGGAAUCCUACUAUCGUUACAUUGAAGAGAACCCUAAUGCAGGAGCAGACAAAGACGACAGUGACAUUGAACUGGAGUAUGAUGAGGAUGGCAAUCCAAUUGCCCCUGUCAAGUCAAAGUACAUUGAUCCACUGCCACCUAUCGAUCACUCAACCAUCGAGUACAAGGAAUUCACCAAGAACUUCUAUGAGGAACAUAAAGAAAUAGCUGCACUCAGUGAUGCUGAAGUGGAUCAAUUACGCACAACGUUGGGCGUAAAAGUGACAGGAGCUAUUCCACCAAAACCUGUGACGAGCUUCGGUCACCUGGGAUUUGACGAAGCGAUGCUCAAGGCUAUCCGCAAGGCAGAGUACACCCAACCCUCGCCCAUCCAAGCACAGGGAGUCCCAGUUGCACUGAGUGGCAGAGACAUGAUUGGCAUUGCAAAGACUGGCUCAGGAAAAACUGCCGCUUUCAUCUGGCCCCUCUUGACACACAUCAUGGAUCAGAGGGAGCUUGCACCAGGGGAAGGUCCCAUUGGCCUAAUUUUAGCACCAACCAGGGAGCUGGCCCAACAGAUUUAUCUCGAAGCCAAACGCUUCGGCAAGGUGUAUGGUGUAGCUGCUGCCUGUUGUUUUGGUGGUGGCAGUAAGUGGGAGCAGUCCAAGGCACUCCAGGAAGGAGCUGAGAUUGUUGUCGCCACCCCUGGUCGCAUGAUUGACAUGAUCAAAAUGAAAGCCACUAACCUGGAGCGUGUUACAUUCUUGGUGCUGGAUGAAGCAGACCGCAUGUUUGACAUGGGCUUUGAGCCCCAAGUGCGUUCCAUCUGUGACCAUGUUCGUCCUGACAGGCAGACUCUCAUGUUCAGUGCUACAUUCAAGCGUAAGGUGGAGCGGCUUGCACGUGAUGUGCUUACAGACCCAAUCAAAGUGGUUCAGGGUGAUGUGGGAGAAGCUAAUGAAGAUGUGACGCAAAUUGUGCUUGUGAUGCCCAGCAACCCACCAACGUCCAAAUGGAACUGGCUCACCACACACUUGGUGGAAUUCACCUCAGUUGGCAGUGUUCUCAUCUUCGUCACCAAGAAGGCCAAUGCAGAGGAGCUGGCAAACAAUCUCAAAGCUCACGACCACAAUGUGGGUCUUCUACAUGGAGACAUGGAACAAAAUGACAGAACCAAGGUGAUUGCUUCUUUCAAGAAAAAGGAGUUUCCUAUUCUUGUGGCUACAGAUGUUGCUGCACGUGGUCUGGACAUCCCCCAUGUGAAGACUGUGGUGAACUAUGACAUCGCUCGUGACAUCGACACCCACACGCACAGAGUUGGCAGGACUGGCCGUGCAGGUGAAAAAGGGGUGGCAUACACACUGAUCAUGGACAAGGAGAAGGAGUUUGCUGGCCACCUCGUGCGUAACUUGGAAGGGGCCAGCCAGCACGUACCUCAGCAGCUGAUGGACCUUGCCAUGCAGAGUCAGUGGUUCAAGAAAUCGCGCUUCAAACAAGGCAGUGGCAAGAAACUCAAUGUGGGAGGCCAUGGCCUUGGUUUCAGAACAAGGGAGCGGCCAGGCCUUGGCUGCGCCAACAGUAGUGGUGGACUCCAGAGGCAGGCUCCUGCAGCUGGACCCAUGUCUGGGCUGGGCAGCUAUACCGCAAGUGUGCUCUCAGGACCGAGGUUUGUGGCUGCUUCAGGAAACAAGACUUCCUCUGACAUUAGUGCCAGCAGUAACGUGACCUCAUCCACCUCCAUGCCUCGCCACGGGGCCGGUCCUCAGACAGAUAGGCUGUCCUCCAUGCGGGCAGCUUUCCAGGCUCAGUACAAGUCUCAGUUCACAGCAGCUACAGACACUUCGUGGAAGCUCGGACUGCCACGUUCACCACCCCGUCGACCACCUUCACCACCACGCCACACACCGUUCACUCCUCCUGUUCCAUUUGCUGUACCUUCACCAGUGCAUUUCACGUCACCAGCCUCCAAGACCGAGGCACAUCGAGAUUCACAAGGGAAUGACUCCAACACUCGUCCUCAUUCUCAGGACAGUUUGAGCCAGCCUAGAUCUUUUGGCACUGACUCUGUGCAGCAACAAGGACAGCAGCCGAGUAGCACAUCUAAAGAGGAAAGGCGGAAGAACAGAAAGUCACGCUGGGAUUGUUAGGCCGAGACCUUUCUUUCUUUUUUUUCAGUGGUGUGAUAUACUUCAAAGACCAUUUUAAAUAGCCUACCAUACAUAUUCCUUGAUAUACUGUGCAUGCAUGCUUGAUACGGAAAGCCAGAAAAGGAGAAGACGAGGACUGCACCGCCAUUAUGGCUUCGCUCAUCGGUGUGGCAGAGCUUGGUUCUAAUCAUGUCACAUUUCUAAUGUCAUAUAAUAUUUAGCGACACGCUAUGUUUCAUGAACUUCACAUUGCCUUCUUCUUUUGUUUGUAGAUUUACUCAUUGUGCAUUCAUCAGUUGUUGCUAUACCCCAAAAAUAAACAUUUAAAAUAUCA
Molecule: messenger RNA, 3174 nt
Organism: Dermacentor andersoni
Lineage: Eukaryota; Metazoa; Arthropoda; Arachnida; Ixodida; Ixodidae
Product: ATP-dependent RNA helicase DDX42-like
Molecular function (GO): nucleic acid binding; ATP binding; RNA helicase activity
Source: RefSeq, a predicted model, not a curated record